Molecule: messenger RNA, 647 nt
Organism: Gadus morhua (Atlantic cod)
Lineage: Eukaryota; Metazoa; Chordata; Actinopteri; Gadiformes; Gadidae
Product: hemoglobin embryonic subunit alpha
Exons: 3
Coding region: 67-498 (143 amino acids)
Biological process (GO): oxygen transport; hydrogen peroxide catabolic process
Cellular component (GO): blood microparticle; hemoglobin complex; haptoglobin-hemoglobin complex
Molecular function (GO): organic acid binding; heme binding; oxygen carrier activity
Source: RefSeq, a predicted model, not a curated record
AGCAUAUAGCCCUAUAAAUAGAACAUCCAUCGUUGGAGUACAGUACAGAAGACAAAAGCCUACAACAUGAGUCUCACAGACAAAGACAAGGCCCUCAUCAAGGGAUUCUUUGCCAAGGUCUCCAGCAAAGCAGUGGAGAUCGGACACCAGACGCUGGCACGCACAAUCGUCGUCUACCCCCAAACCAAAGUCUACUUCUCCCACUGGAAAGACCUCGGGCCCGACUCCCCCAACAUUAGGAAGCAUGGCUACACCGUGGUGAAAGGGGUCCUGGAUUCCGUCGACCUGAUUGACGACCUUGUCGGUGGUCUUCUCGAGCUCAGUGAGCUCCAUGCUUUCCGUCUGCGCAUUGACCCUGCAAACUUCAAGAUCUUGAACCUCAACCUGGUGGUCGUGCUGGGACUGAUGUUCCCAGAUGAUUUCACUCCUCAGGUGCAUGUUUCUGUCGACAAAUAUUUAGCUCUAAUUUGUCUGGCAUUGUGCGAAAAGUAUAGGUAAAAACCCAAUACGAAAAAUGCGAAAUGGUCAUCAUCGGCACAUGUCUGCAUCGAAAUAUCUGCAAUGUUCAUCGACACAUGUCUGCAACGAAAUAUCUGCAAUGUGAAUCAUUGACGCAUGUUAUAUGAAAUAAAGCAAAAAAAAAAAAA